Cajanus cajan (pigeon pea) is the source of this 1079-nucleotide messenger RNA. RefSeq names its product aerobic coproporphyrinogen-III oxidase (DUF1218). NCBI's taxonomy places the organism in Eukaryota, Viridiplantae, Streptophyta, Magnoliopsida, Fabales, Fabaceae. The record is from RefSeq and is a predicted model, not a curated record.
AAAGGAGGAGCUAAAGUGAGUGUGAAGAUGCUAAAGUCUAAAGACAUGAAAAAUGAAAACAAAACCAAAAAUAAAAGCAGUGAAGUGAGAGAGUGAGAGAGAGAGAGAGAGAAAGAGAAUCAUGGCAGUUUCAGUAACCAUUUUAGUCCUCAUCAUCGCUCUGCAUCUCAUAGCCUUCGUCUUCGCCGUCGGUGCCGAACGACGUCGUAGCCAGGCCAAGGUGGUCCCUGACGAGUACGACGACCGAACUUUCUGCGUUUACACCACCGACGCCUCCACCGUCUACGGCCUCGCCGCCCUCGCCCUCCUGCUCCUCAGCCACGCCGUUCUUAACGCCGUCACCCGAUGCCUUUGCUGCGGCAAAGGCCUCGUCUCUGGUGGCUCCGCCACCUGCGCCGUCGUCUCCUUCAUCCUCUCAUGGGUUAGUUUUUUGGGGGCAGAGGCGUGCUUGUUAGCAGGGUCGGCGAGGAAUGCAUACCACACAAAGUACAGAGGGUACUUCGGGGCGAAGGAUUUGUCUUGUGCUACCCUACGCAAAGGUGUGUUUGCUGCUGGAGCUGCCUUAACAUUGUUGUCUAUGUUGGCCUCCAUUUUGUACUAUUGGGCACACUCCAAGGCUGACACUGGUUUCUGGGAGAAGCACCACAACGAAGGCCUUGGAUUGGCCACGCAGCACCACCACCACCACCACCAAGGUGCUGACUCUGAUAAUAAGGCCUGAUCAUGAUUUCUUGCUUUGAACGGAUUCGACAAUUUUACUCAAUUUUGGUGGUCCUUCUUUUGCUCUUGGAUAAUGGAUGUUCAUGCUCAGGGAGGGGCAAUGUUUUCAAAACCUUGUUCGUAUAUUAAUGGGUCAAGAUAUAGUGUUUAUGCUGUAACAGGAGAAUGCUUCAAAUAUAUAGAUAAGUAGUAUGGUGGUGGUUUAAUAUUAUUCCCAUCUCUAGUUUGAAAGUUUUGAAACUAGCUGAUUAUUGAACUUUUGGCCUCCUACAGCUACUUGCUUCUUUAGUGUCUCACUUGCAUAGCUAUAUAGCAUCUCCAAUGAUUUUCUUGAAGUAAAGGUCCUUAUUUUUAGUGCU